Molecule: messenger RNA, 993 nt
Organism: Phragmites australis (common reed)
Lineage: Eukaryota; Viridiplantae; Streptophyta; Magnoliopsida; Poales; Poaceae
Product: putative homeobox-leucine zipper protein HOX26
Exons: 2
Coding region: 35-736 (233 amino acids)
Biological process (GO): regulation of DNA-templated transcription
Molecular function (GO): DNA-binding transcription factor activity, RNA polymerase II-specific; sequence-specific DNA binding
Source: RefSeq, a predicted model, not a curated record
UUCGCGAUCGUCACCAACUCAGUGAUCGAUCGCCAUGUCCAGCCUCACCACGGUUGGCAGUAUGGAGGAGUACUCCGUGGAGGAGUUCGACACGCACCUGUCCCUCGGGAUCGGAGGGAGCCGGCCGCCGCCGCGGAGGCAGACGGUGCAGUUGUUCGGCGAGGUGUUCUCCCCGCAGGAACACGGUCGUCGUCACCGAGAGCCGACGGCGCCGGCGAGCAGGAGGAAGAGAGAGACUGGUGGUGGUGGUGGUGGUGGUGGUGGUGGUGGUGCUAGGCAGAACAAGAAGACCAGGACAUUCCAGGCCGAGGACGGCGAUAGCCGGAGCCCGGGCGACGGCGGCAGCGGCGGGAGGAAGAAGCUCCGGCUCACCAGCCUGCAGGCUACGCUGCUCGAGGACAGCUUCCGCGCCCACAACAUCCUGUCUCAUGCUGAGAAGCACGACUUGGCGCGGCGGGUUGGGCUGAGCGCGCGGCAGGUGGAGGUGUGGUUCCAGAACAGGAGGGCGAGGACUAAGCUGAAGCAGACGGAGGUGGACUGCGACCUGCUGCGCCGCUGGUGCGACCGCCUCACCGACGAGAACGCGCGCCUCAGGCGCGACCUCGCCGAGCUCCGGGCUUCGGCAUCGGCGUCGGCGUCGGCCACGAGGCUAAGCACCGCGGCGGCGAUCAGUGUCGUCUGCCCCUCUUGCUGCGACAAGCAGCUCGCCAUCGCCACCGCCGGCGACACGGCGUAACUGAAUAACUCAUGAUCAAGCGGUCGAGUUAUAUUAAAUGACGACCAUGCACGCAUGGAAUUCAAAGCAGCGUUUUAUUUUCUCUAUUUUUUAGAUGAAAUGGGCUGGUGAUGAUGAUGGUAUUUACUACUAUUUAGUUAGAUACAUGCACAAGGUUAAUUAAUUAGUACAAUACAAGCUGUUCGGAGCGGAUUCAAACUGACCAAUAUAUGGUUGAUGAUACACGACCAUAAAUGAUAAGAUUGACAUUUCUCUAA